Molecule: messenger RNA, 307 nt
Organism: Symbiodinium pilosum
Lineage: Eukaryota; Dinophyceae; Suessiales; Symbiodiniaceae
Source: the annotation of a GenBank genome assembly
GGGGCACUUCAACAAUGCACCAGUGCAGGCCGAGCCCAAGCCUGCAGUGGAGCUGGCUGGGACCGCAAAGCUUGAAGCCGGGGCUACGUUCAAGGCGCCGACCAAGGCGGGACCUGCGGCCAAGCAAGCGCCGCGGGCCUUUGCCAAGCCGACUCCAAAGGUCAAGGGCAAGCCCGCAGAGGCUAAGCCUGCAGAGGUGAAGAAGGAGCCGCACUCCGUGACAGAGCGAGCUGCUGAGGUCAAGGCGCCCAAGACGCCGCCUCAGGCUGACCAGCCCGGGAGCUCAAGCGCCGGGCCAAGUGACGAC